This is a messenger RNA of Cladocopium goreaui, 801 nucleotides long. Lineage: Eukaryota; Dinophyceae; Suessiales; Symbiodiniaceae. The record is from the annotation of a GenBank genome assembly.
CUGCGAGGGACCUAAGCGAUGUUCUGGUGGUUUCCCUGCUUUGGGACGGGGCAGGAGCCGCAGCCUGGGCAAUCUUCGGCACAAACCACCUCGGAGGGACCGGCGACCCAAGCAACCUCGCCGACCAAUGGAACAAGGAGUAUGCAGGAAGGGCAGGAAGGAAGCGCGGAGGAAUGCCCACUGGAAAGCAGGAAUCCACCGGCGGCCACCGGCCCUUCAGAUCCUUCAGGCUGCCCCAGUGUCAAUGUGAUCCCGAUUCAACGGAGAUCUUCCGCGCCCAGUUUCUACCCUGUUGCGAUGAUGCCUGCGGGUACCAGAUCGCCCAGUUCAAGGAGGGGGACACCUCGAUCCAUGGUGGUGCGACCUGUUCAACCUGCAGGAGCUCCACGGCAUGGAAGGUCCACCUCCAUGUGCCCUUCAGCCAUGAUGUGGGGAGGUUCGGCCCGAGUUCCGCCCCGAAACUACACACCAGAGUCAGGUUUCUUGCUGUCAGUCCGUGGCUUGGCUGUACCGGCGACAUCGGCCGCCGCGCCGGCCGCGGGGGCUACGGUGCAGGAAGCUAGCCAGAUGAACGCCAGAGAUCAGGAGGCAACCAGAUUGGAGGCCAUGCGUUUGGCCGUAGCCAGCGCACGACUGCAGCCGAGCACGUCUGCCCGAGAAGGUCCACGAAUGCUCAUCUAGAAGGAAAGAUCCACCAUGCUUCAGGAAGACAAUCGCUUGAGACAAAGUUCGGAUGUAAGGAAUUCGGUGCAGAAGCAGAGCUUUCUAUGUUAUCCACCUUAUGCAGUUCCAGCCUGGUUG